Molecule: messenger RNA, 3232 nt
Organism: Schistocerca piceifrons (Central American locust)
Lineage: Eukaryota; Metazoa; Arthropoda; Insecta; Orthoptera; Acrididae
Product: prolyl endopeptidase FAP-like
Exons: 16
Coding region: 181-2349 (722 amino acids)
Biological process (GO): proteolysis
Molecular function (GO): serine-type peptidase activity; dipeptidyl-peptidase activity
Source: RefSeq, a predicted model, not a curated record
CCGCCCGACGAAGGGCCCAGGGUGAAGGGCACGAAGUUCACGCUGGACGACGUGCUGAGUCCGCGCUUCCGGCCGCCGCCCUUCAACGGCACCUGGGUCUCCGAGACCGAGCUGGUGUUUCGCGACCAGUUUGGCGGCGUCUCUCUCCUCAACGCCGAGAACCUCACCACUAGGGUCAUCAUGACCAACUCGACCUUUAGACAACUGAACGCGGCGGACUUCCUCAUUUCGAGCGACCUUAAGUACGUCCUGCUCGUGUAUAACAAGAAAAAGGUGUGGCGCUACUCCUACCAGGCGAGCUACCACGUCUACGAGGUAGAAACACAGAACAAGUACUCGGUGUCGCCGGUGGAGCUGGACCGGCAGGCGCCGCGCCUGCAGCACGCCGUGUGGUCCCCUCGCGGCUCCAGCCUGGCCUUCGUGCACGACAACGACGUCUACUACAGCGCAGACCCGCGCCGCAGGGCGCCCGUGCGCGUCUCCAGCACCGGCGUGCCCAACACCGUCUUCAACGGCGUCGCCGACUGGCUCUACGAAGAGGAGAUCCUGAAGAGCAGCGGCGCGAUGUGGUUCAGCCCGGAUGGCCGCUACCUGCUGUACGCCACGUUCAACGACACGCGAGUUGGAGAGCUGCGCUACCCCUGGUACGGUACCGCCCAGAAGGACCGACCCCAGUACCCACAGCUGCGCACUCUGCGGUACCCCAAGGUGGGCACGCCUAAUCCCGUGGUGACGCUGUGGGUGGCGGACGUGAGUAACCCCAAGCAGGUAAUCGUCACCGACCUGAAGCCGCCGCUCGAGGUCAAGUCUUCACAAGCUCAGUGGGACCAGUACUUCACGUCGGUGAGGUGGCUAUCUAACGAUGAGGUGUCCGUGGUGUGGUUGAACCGCCGGCAGAAUGUCUCAGUCAUAUCCAUUUGCCGCGCCAAGGUGUGGAAUUGUGAGCAGACGCACCUCGAGCAGUCCAGCACUUGGCUGGAGCCUGGCGAGGCGCCCCUAUUCUCCCCGGAUGGUGCGACGUACGUGACGGUGCUGCCGGUGCAGGAGGCGGACCUGGGCAGCUACCCACACGUGGUCCAGGUGGAAACGGAUACGCAGCGUGCGACCACGCUCACACAGGGCGCCUUCGAGGUCACCAGUAUCGCCGCCUGGGACCACGAGAACCACCUUGUAUAUUUCGUGGCAGCUCCCGAAGGUGUCCCUGGGGAGAGGCACCUCUACAGGGUGGGCGAUGCCAACAGCACACUCAAGUCAUGGGAGUGCCUCACCUGCCCACCCCCAGAGGUACCCCCUGGACAUCCUGACACAGUCAAGCCCUGCAAUGAAACUAGUGACUUGGACUGGGUGUGCCUGUUUGUGCAACCUCACUUCAGUCCAGGCCUGUCACCUAGAUACUAUGUCCUGGAAUGCCUAGGGCCCGAUCCACCAUUUCAUGUCUUGGUCGACGCACUGUCAAACACCAGAAUUGCUAUGUUGGAUUCCCUAAAUUCUUUAAGAGACAGACUGGCAAAAAUGGCUAUGCCUCAAGUGAAAACAUUCAAAGUCCAAGUUGCUGAUGGUUUCCAUGCUCAUGUAAGGUUUCACUUGCCUCCGGGAUUGCGAGAAUAUGAAGACAUGAUAUUUCCAUUGGUACUGCAUGUAUGUGGAGCUCCUGGAUCACAAUUAGUGUCUUCAAAAUGGGGUGUUGACUGGCCAACAUACUUGGCUGGCAAUAGGAAUUUCAUUGUUGCUCAAGUUGAUGGCAGAGGGUCUGGUUUCCAAGGAAAUCGGAUGAGGCAGCAGCUGUAUAGGCAGCUUGGUUCUGUUGAAAUUGAAGAUCAAAUUGCUGUGAUUAAGUACCUAAAAGACAAUCUUAAGUUUAUUGAUAAAGAACGGGUUGGUGUUUGGGGAUGGAGUUAUGGUGGAUUUGCUGCAGCUAUGAUUCUUACUGAAGAUGAGAAGGUGUUCAGAUGUGGCAUAUCAGUUGCUCCUGUUACAAGUUGGGCUCAUUACGAUUCUGCAUACUCAGAGCGAUACAUGGGCUUGCCAGAGGGAGAGGACAACUACCUAGGAUAUGAAAAAGCAGAUGUAACAAAAAGAGCAGGAAAUCUUCAAGACAAAAUGUUCUUGUUAAUUCAUGGUACAGCAGAUCACACUGUGCAUUACCAACAGAGUAUGUUGCUUGUACGAGCACUAACAAAAGAAGGAGUGCUCUUCAGGCAUCAGACAUAUCCCGAUGAAGGAAACACAUUCUCUGGAGUCAAAAAUCACUUGUACCGAGUAAUGGAGUCAUUCUUCAAUGACUGCUUUGGACCACUGGAUUUUGAAGAAUGGGAGUUUGGAACAAAUCUUUUCUCUUUCAAACAAUAGCAGAACAGUGAGGCUGCAAUUGUGCAGUUUCUGUGAAGUUUGUCUCUAUUUUCUGCUGAGAAGAUGAUCGUGGUGCUGUACUUGAGCACCUCUGUUUUUGCAUCACAGCCAUGGAAUACAGUAGCUGAAUGCUGCAAUCACUAAAGCACACUAAAAGAAUUGUGCCAGAUACAAGUGCAACGUAUGCAGUUGUUUACCAGUGUGUAACUUUCCUCCUAUGGCAGUAUUUUUAUUUUAUUCUCUUAUUACAGUUUCCCUUUCCUUGUCAGGCAGUAGAAUAUUAACAAGAAGUGGUCAUUUGUUAGAUCAAGUCUUUCUUAAUAAGAUAUUGCAUAAAACUGCUUAUUUAUGAAUAAAUUUCUGUUGUGAAAUAUACUCAAUAAAGAUGGCCAAAAAAAUCUUGAGACCAACAGUAAGAAAAUUAACUUUUUGUCUUUCUAUAUUGAUAUAAUGCUGCAGUAUUUUCUAUUCCAUUUAACAUUGUAAUGCACAAAUUAGAUUGUGAGUUCUGACUCAGUGUUUGUGCAUAAUCUGCUAGUAACUUUGGCCUUGGGUAUAUAUAUGUAUUACUGUACUUCAUUACACUAUGUGUUACAGUUUCCUGUAAACAAAACAUGAGCAAAGUAAUAUUGCUCUCACUCUGCAGAUGAAAGUCAUGUAUCACACUAAAAUGGUUCAGAGACAAUCAAAUUUAGAAGAACAAAUAUUUGAUCAUAUUGUAUGAACAGGUAGUAUUUACAUUUCAGUCCAUAUUUUCCUCUGGUUUCUCACUGAAAUGCCCUACAUUUCACUAAAACUCACACACAGCAUUACACUAUAAAUAAAAAUUCAUUCUAUUAUUAUAAAUCCUCUUAUGGCCUACUUCUUGUUGAUAUGAGUGAUU